UUUCUAAAAGAUUAAUUUUAAAAAAAUAUUUAAAAUUUAAUUAAAAAUUAUUUUAAAUUUUUUUAUAAUUUUUUUUAAAUGAAUUUUUUCAAUACUUACAACGACGACAAGACUUGUAUCGGCAAAAAAUGCUUCAUAAUUGCCGAAAUUGGACAAAAUCAUCAAGGAUGUUUGAAAACAGCGAAAGAAAUGAUCAAAAAAGCCAAAGAAAGCGGAGCUGAUUGUGUAAAAUUCCAAAAAUCCAAUUUAGAAGCAAAAUUCACACAAAAAGCUCUUCGACAACCGUAUGAAAGUGCAAAUUCCUUCGGAAAAACUUACGGAGAGCACAAAAAAUAUUUGGAAUUCACACUUGACGAGUACAAAGAAUUAAUUUCUUGCGCCAAAGAGAAUGAAAUACUCUUCAGUGCGUCAGCGAUGGAUGAAGAAUCUUACAAAGACCUCCGAAAACUUGAAUUACCUUUCAUUAAAAUCGGUUCCGGUGACAACAAUAAUUGGAUAAUGCUGGAAAAGAUUGCUGAAGACGAGAAAAUGCCUCUUAUUUUGUCGCUUGGAAUGAUGAAAGCUGAUGAAGUAAUGAAAAUUCAAGAAAUUUUCAAAAAUAGGACGAACAUUGGGAUUUUACAUUGUGUCUCGUCGUAUCCAACAAAGAGUGAAGACGUAUUUUUACGAUUUAUUGAAGUUUUUCAAAAUUUAUUUCCGAAAAAAGUCGUUGGAUAUUCAGGACAUGAAAAAACUCCAAUUGUUGUGAGUUUGGGAGCUGCUGUCAUGGGAGCCAAAAUCAUUGAACGACAUUUUACUUUGGAUAAAACGUUGAAAGGAAGCGAUCACUCAUGUUCGUUAGACCCAAAAGAAUUGAGUUUACUCGUGAAACUCAUCAGAAAAGUCGAACAAAAGCAACUUCCAGAGUCUAAAGACACAGAAUCGAUUUUGGAAUUCACAAAAAAUGUAAUUCUCGAAGCAAAAGAGGAACAUUUACUAAAGGACAUGGAAGAGCUCAGAGCUGCCUUGAGUAAAAACGUGACUUUAGAAGACAAAAAAGUUUUUGACUGUGAAAUGAAUUGUUAUAAUAAGCUCAGGAAGACAUUAGUGUACAGUAGAGACAUUCCAGCAGGAAAAAUUUUGCAAAAAUCAGAUUUUUGUAUAAAAGUUAACACGGAAUUUGGAGUUCUAACGGAAAAAAUUGACGAGUUAAUAGGAAAAAUUUUAGUUAAAAAUGUUUCUUAUGAAGACUCUGUUCAAUUAAGUGAUUUUAAAUCCUAAAAAUAUUAUUUUGUUAUGAAAAAAAUUUUUGUAGUUGAAAAAGUUUAAUUUUUUAAGACUCAAUUAAGACUUUAUUUUGAAAAAAACGUUAAAAAUGUAUAUUUUAGUGAGCAAAU
This is a messenger RNA of Culicoides brevitarsis, 1376 nucleotides long. It is a transcript of the gene NANS, whose product is annotated as sialic acid synthase. NCBI's taxonomy places the organism in Eukaryota, Metazoa, Arthropoda, Insecta, Diptera, Ceratopogonidae. The transcript has 3 exons. The record is from RefSeq and is a predicted model, not a curated record. Bases 79 to 1260 code for a protein of 393 amino acids. Gene Ontology annotation, molecular function: N-acylneuraminate-9-phosphate synthase activity. Gene Ontology annotation, biological process: carbohydrate biosynthetic process.